Molecule: messenger RNA, 2727 nt
Organism: Oncorhynchus gorbuscha (pink salmon)
Lineage: Eukaryota; Metazoa; Chordata; Actinopteri; Salmoniformes; Salmonidae
Product: ankyrin repeat and SOCS box protein 17-like
Exons: 3
Coding region: 1433-2311 (292 amino acids)
Biological process (GO): intracellular signal transduction
Source: RefSeq, a predicted model, not a curated record
AAACCUUCCUAUCGGAAAAGUCUGUAGUCUGAGCGGUGAAAAUCGGAGAAUAUGAACCCAGGGACCAAGGACAGCGACUCCAGAAUAGACAUUCUGAUGAAGCUUCACGCCCAAAACGUCUAUGAAUUUAAACGACACGCCGUUGAACAGGAGUUGCUGAAGCAAGAUCACUACCGCUCCAUGUUUCAUAUCAAGAAGGGGAUAAGAACUGUUGAAAUGACGUUAAGGGAUAUAAAAAUAAUUAGUGGGUAUUGUCACCAAACGGAAACUCUCAAGGAGAAACCAAAAGAUGCCUUUCCAAAUCUGAGCCUCGGAAAUAGUUUGAGAGAUUUCCGCAAAGGUAACCAGGAAGAAAUUCAUUCGAUUCUGAACUUGAAUGGUAAGUGUACCACCUCACUACCGAAGAUUCGUCUGGACCACACCAAAGGAAAUGCAAAAGGUGAGCAGAAAAUCGCAUCUUCUUUGGGGGGGCCUUUUCGUGCCACGGCAUUCAGCGCAGGACUGAUAUGUGGUUUCCCUUCAGAAAGUGGAGUAAUCGAUGUAUCUAUCUCCCCUUUGUUGCAUUGUAACAAAAUCCGUUCCAAAUCAGGCAUUACAGUAAUCGACGACCAUAGGACUGGGAUCAACGGAAAUGGGCCGCUAUCUCCGUUCUCGGAGUCGCGCGGCUCAGCCUUUGGUACCAAGGACAACACCCGCACCCGCGUCACAACAGCCAUGUCCAAGACUGCCAUAAAGGAAGGCCUGAGAGAGUUGGUCCUGGAGUACAAAAGACAAAGGACUCUGAGGUAUAUUGAAAAACAAAAAGUAUUAUCAGAAAAAGUGUCUGCUUUUAUUAACGGACUCUAGCAGAAGAAGAUGAAUGGAUACUCGGCGGAAUGUAUUAAUGAUUUAUGAAUGGAUAGUUAGCAGGAGAAGAUGAAUGGAUACUCAGCGGAAUUUAUUAAUGAUUUAUGAAUGGAUAGUUAGCAGGAGAAGAUGAAUGGAUACUCGGCGGAAUUUAUUAAUGAUUUAUGAAUGGAUAGUUAGCAGGAGAAGAUGAAUGGAUACUCGGCAGAAUUGAUUAAUGAUUUAUGAAUGGAUAGUUAGCAGGAGAAGAACACGGGCGGUUCUUCGUGGAUAGAUUUUACGCAUGGGCUAGAAGGUGUCCAUUACCAUUUAGGUUAAGACAUGAACGCCAGUGUUUUUAGCUUCACUAUAGCAGGAUAUUAUUCAACAAGAUAGGUGCUUUUAAUAUUUUACAACAGACUAUAAAGUCAAAAUUAUUCAAGGAAACAAGCACUGAGUGGCCAAGUGCGAACAAUAGAGUGUUCUGCAGCGUUCUGCGUAAUGACCCCCGUUCAUGUACGUAACAAUGCUCAGGAAUGGAUCGAUUCUAAAAAUGUUGAACAGCAAAGUUUGUACUUGAGGGGAAGGGGAGUGUCCGACCACAACGAUGUCGGAUAGCGACGAAGACCACACCGAAGGCGAGGAUAACGUUUUUCUCAACCUGGUCGCGCGUGUCAUCCGGAAACCCCUCUACCGGUUUCCAGGACAGUGGGGUCACGAGACCUACGAGCCACGGAUCUACAGAAGUCUGGGUACCAUCCUACGGAACGCGACCUCGGAAGAAUUCGAUGCUUUUAUAAUGGACUUUAUUGAUUUUGCGCGGACGGCUCAUGCGCGCCUGGACAUGCAGUUCUACAUGGAGUUCAUUAACGUGUGCACCAAUACCAUCCUGCACUGGGUGUUUGCGCGCAGGCGCAGCGCCGACAUAGUCCGGAAGCUGAUGGAGAGGACGUCGGUGUUUCUGCAGGACCAGACUAACAACCUGGCCAUAGCAUGGAGGUGUUUCACACCCAUCUACAGCCCCAGCCCCAUGGGCGGGGUGACCCCACUGAUGUUCGUGGCCCAGAACAGGCAGUGUGAAGUGCUGAAGGUGUUGCUGCAGUAUGGGAUGCUGGAGAAGGAGAGGAGACCCACCUACAUCAUCAUCUCUGUCCUGUUUAACCCACCGAGACUGGAGGCGCUGGAUGAACGCUGUCACGCCACCAUCACCAGGGAACUCAGGGACUGUAUGGCUCUCUGCUUCAGGGUGCUCAGCCAUGUAUCCAUGUCUGAUAUAGAGAUGCAGAUUGUGUACGGUCGUAAGCCCCUGAUUGAAGACUGGCGAGACCACAUCCCCCCAAGUCGCUACAAGGACCCCUGUGAACUGACCCACCUCUGUCGUAUGGUGGUUCGGACCUCUCUGCUGGCCAGGGGCCGCUUACCGGACGGCAUCAAGUCGCUACCACUCCCUACACUCCUCCAAGGCUACCUCAACCUGGAGAGCUGAGCUGGCUUAUGGGGCAUCGAGUUUUACCUGGUCUUGGUGAGGUCAUGUGGUCUGGGAAAAACUCCUGGCUCCGCUAUUAAAACAACCAGGAGGAUGGAGUUUCUCUGUCUGUUAAUAAAGUGGAGAUCAAAUCAAAGCAGAUCUAAUCAAAUCAAAGUGUGUUUUAUGAGUCCCUUUCAACAUCAGUCACAAAGUGCUUUACAGUCAGUUUACCUCACUUAAACCAUGAAGAGCAGAAGCAGAAAAAACUGUCUAGAAAGAAGAAGAAACCUGUAGGGAGAAACGCCUGAGGAACCCAUCCUCUAUUGGCUGGACUGGUUAUGUGGCCAUUACAAGUUCCUGGGUGUCCACAUCACCAGGAAACUAUCAUGGUCCAAACACACCAACACAGUCUGUGUGUGUGUCUGUGUGUGUGU